Messenger RNA from Penicillium brevicompactum, 972 nucleotides. Its product is annotated as aldo/keto reductase family protein. Bases 1 to 972 code for a protein of 323 amino acids. NCBI's taxonomy places the organism in Eukaryota, Fungi, Ascomycota, Eurotiomycetes, Eurotiales, Aspergillaceae. The transcript has 2 exons. Gene Ontology annotation, molecular function: oxidoreductase activity. The record is from RefSeq and is a predicted model, not a curated record.
AUGGCAAAUGUUAAACUCAUCUGGGGUGGAGCCUCUAUCAUGGAUAACAUCGCACUUCCCGAAGUUGACGCCUUGAACGAGUUCCUGGACAUCUUACAAGCCAGAGGUGUAACGAACAUUGACACAGCCAGAGUCUACGCUAACUCCGAAGAGCGACUGGGAGCUCACGCGGAUUCACGUUUCGCUAUUGAUUCCAAGUAUCCUGGUGGGGUUAGCCAGGAGCCAUCUACCCCAGAGUCUCUGGUGUCCAUCCUGCAACAGAGUUUGGACCUUCUUCAAACGGAUCAACUCGACAUAUACUACAUCCACGCUCCAGAUCGGAGAAUCUCUUUUGAGGAUCUGGAGGCUCUGCUGGCUGCUAUCAACACACAGUUCCAGGCUGGGAAGUUCAAGCGCUUUGGUCUAUCCAACUUCUUGGCCAAUGAAAUCGAAGAAGUCAUUCGCAUUACCCGCGGAAACGACUGGGUUACACCCGCUGUCUAUCAAGGCAAUUACUCCACCAUUGCACGCCGAACAGAAGAUGAAAUCCUUCCAACUCUGCGCAAGCACAAUAUCAGUUUCUAUGCCUAUUCACCUAUUGCAAGGGGCUUCCUGGCCAAGGACGCCGAGGAAUUCGUCGCGGGGAAAAGUCGAUGGGACACGACCACGUUCACUGGCAGGCUGUACGAUUCACUGUACAACAAACCACGUAUGCUGGAGAGCCUGAAGCUUUGGGGAACCAUAUCACAGAAGUCAGAAAUUCCCAAGGCCGAGCUCGCAUACCGGUGGGUGGUGUACCACUCUGCUCUGAAGGGAGAGCUUAGAGAUGGUCUGGUUUUCGGCUCGCGCAAUCUUGAGCAGCUGAAACAGACCCUCGAUGGUAUUGAUAAUGGACCUUUGAGCGCGGAUGUUGUGUCGCAAAUUGAGGAUGUGUGGAAGCUUGUUGAGGCUGAUGCACCUUUGGACAACUGGAACAGCUCAACUAAAUCUUAG